Messenger RNA from Oncorhynchus mykiss (rainbow trout), 1407 nucleotides. It is a transcript of the gene aqp3b, whose product is annotated as aquaporin 3b. NCBI's taxonomy places the organism in Eukaryota, Metazoa, Chordata, Actinopteri, Salmoniformes, Salmonidae. The record is from RefSeq and is a predicted model, not a curated record. Gene Ontology annotation, biological process: water transport; glycerol transmembrane transport. Gene Ontology annotation, molecular function: urea transmembrane transporter activity; water channel activity; glycerol channel activity. Gene Ontology annotation, cellular component: plasma membrane; basolateral plasma membrane.
GGUAACAGAAAAUGAAGAGGAAAAAAGAUAUGGGUGGAGAUGUGGAGGUAGGCGUUCAGAAUCAAGGAGAGACAUAUUUUCUUUUUUAAAAUCUCAACGAGGGAGGGAUCCCUCUCUGAGUGCUUAAAGAGUCGACACACGGUCCUCCUUGACACACAUUCCAAGUCAGCCCCACAUCUCCACAACUGACCCUGUUUUCACUGGACGACCCACAGCUGCAUCAUGGGAAAACAGAAGGCGCUUAUGGACAAGCUCGCAAGGACCUUUCAGGUCCGUCACAUGCUGCUACGCCAGGCUCUGGCAGAGUGCCUGGGAACCCUGAUACUGGUGAUGUUUGGCUGUGGUGCGGUGGCCCAGCUGGUGCUAAGUGGUGGCUCCCAUGGAAUGUUCCUUACCGUCAACUUUGCCUUUGGCUUCGCAGCUACACUGGGCAUCCUGGUCAGCGGACAGAUCUCAGGAGGCCACCUGAACCCAACGGUGACCUUCGCCCUCUGUCUAUUGGGGAGAGAACCUUGGAGGAAAUUCCCUGUGUUUUUCUUGUUCCAGACUAUAGGGGCUUUCCUGGGAGCUGGGAUCAUAUUUGGCAUGUAUUUUGAUGCGUUGUGGGACUACGGCCAAGGAACACUGAUCGUUGUGGGGGAGAAUUCCACUGCUGGGAUCUUUGCCACAUAUCCCUCCAAACAUCUCACUCUGGUUAAUGGAUUCUUUGACCAGAUUAUAGGCACAGCAGCUCUGAUCGUGUGUAUCCUGGCCAUCGUGGACCCCUACAACAACCCCAUCCCCCGGGGCCUGGAGGCCUUCACGGUGGGGUUUGUGGUGCUGGUCAUCGGCCUGUCAAUGGGCUUCAACUCGGGCUACGCUGUCAACCCUGCCAGGGACCUGGGCCCACGCAUCUUUACUGCCCUGGCUGGCUGGGGUGGUGAGGUCUUCACGGCUAAUGCCUACUGGUUCUUUGUGCCAAUCUUUGCCCCCUUCAUUGGUGCAGUGUUGGGGGUGAUGGUGUACCAGCUGAUGGUGGGGUACCAUGUGGAGGGAGAAGCACGAGAGAAGAAGGAAGAGGAGGAGAAGGAGGAGCAAGAUGAAAGGCUCAAAUUGUCCAGCCUAACUACCAAGGACAGUGCAUGAGUUCAUGAAUAUUUUACCGUGACCCAUUUUAAACACUCUUUAUGUAAAUAAUAUAUAUGUGUGUGUAGUACACUCUUAGAAAAAAUGGUUAUUUGACUGUCCCCAUAGGAUAACCCUUUUGGGUUCUACAUGGAACCCAAAAGGGUUCUUCCAAAGGUUCUCCUAUGGGGACAACAACUUUCUUUUCUAAGAGUGUAUCUUUUUAUAGAUUUUAUAUCUUGCCUUGAUUACAAACACAUUUCCUUGUGGGUAUUAUUAAAGUAUAACUUCUCAAUCAAUCAA